AAAGAAAAUUAAGAAAGCGAGAAACCCAACGAACAUAGGGAAAGGGUAUCUUCUUCUUCUUCUUCUUCUUCUUCUUCGUCAGUCUUUGACUGUUCUUGUGUGGUUCGCCUGGUUUUGUUGUCUGUGUUGGGUUCUACGACCUUGAAUGCCAUUUAGGGUUUCUCCCUCUCUUGCAAUCAAGCUCCAAAGCUGAACCCAGAUUCUCCUUCUUACAUUCCUCGCUCUCUCUCUCUCUCUCUCUCUCUCUCCCUCCAUGUGUUUUAGCUAGAAUAGCAAUGGUGGGAGAAAUGUGUUUCAUCUACAAGGAUAUUCUUGUCAUAAAGCCUCCAAAGAAAUCGCCAAUGUUAUUAAGGACAUCAGUCAUGGUAUUUUCGAUGGUGUGCUGUAUUUUUAUCUUCUCUGUAUGUCUAAAGCAGAUAAACACCCAAGCAAGGACUAAAUUUGUGGACUUCAAAGUCAUUGACAACAUUUCUCAGAGUAGAGUGAAGGAAAAAUAUGUUCCUCACCUAGUACAUUAUCCCAAGCCGGUGUCCUUUAACAGGAAUGAAUGUGCUCAUAAUCCUGUCAUGUUCUUUGCCAUAUUGUCAAAUCAGAGAUCAGGCAGCGGGUGGUUCGAGACCCUUCUCAAUAGCCACAUUAAUGUAAGCUCAAAUGGAGAGAUAUUUUCCGUUAAAGAGAGAAGGGAAAAUGCUUCUUCAAUUUUACAGACUUUAGAUAGGGUUUACAAUUUGGACUGGUUCAGUAGUGCUUCCAAGAAUGACUGCUCUGCUGCAACUGGCUUAAAGUGGAUGCUUAAUCAGGGAUUAAUGCAGCACCAUAAGGAAAUAGCAGAAUACUUCAACCGUAGAAAUGUUUCUGUCAUAUUUCUUUUCAGGAGAAACUUACUUCGCAGGAUGGUAUCAAUGCAUGCCAAUUCCUAUGAUCGUUAUGCUAAGCUAUUGAAUGGAACACACAAGUCUCAUGUACACUCUGCAGAAGAGGCUGAUAUUCUUUCAAAGUACAAGCCAUUCAUAAAUUCUACAUCGUUGCUGGAUGACUUGAAGGAUAUGGAGAUGAAAGCUGCAAAGGCUUUAGAAUACUUCAAUAGCACCCGACACAUGAUCCUUUACUACGAGGAUCUUGUGAGAGAUAACACAAAGCUGAGAGAUGUGCAAGAGUUUUUAGGAUUGCCAGAGAUGGAGUUAACAAGCCGUCAGGUUAAGAUACAUAGAGGACCAUUAUCAGACCACAUUAAGAACUGGGAUGAGGUUAACAAGACACUCACAGGAACCAUUUAUGAGAGUUUCCUUGAAGCUGAUUAUUAGUCGUAGUCUCUUCUCUAACUGUUGGAAAAGGUGUAGAUACCAACCUCACUGAUCUUUUGCCAGAGUUUGAAAGUUUUUGGUUUUGGUUCUAGAACACUGCCUCGGUGUUCUUAUGCCUUCUUUCAUCACCGUCUGUUGAUAACAUGAAUGCUUGUUAUUCCUUUGUAAUCCUUUUUUUUCCUGAGUCUCAACAUGUAUAUGUGCUAUUGCCAACUAAUUAUUUUAGUAGAGCAUUUGUUUUACUCAAAAUCAAACAGCUUUUGUGUAAUUUGUUUAUUUAAUUAUAUUUAUAUUAACCCUUUUUGCCAUCGAUAAA
Messenger RNA from Lotus japonicus, 1620 nucleotides. RefSeq lists its product as uncharacterized. NCBI's taxonomy places the organism in Eukaryota, Viridiplantae, Streptophyta, Magnoliopsida, Fabales, Fabaceae. The record is from RefSeq and is a predicted model, not a curated record. Gene Ontology annotation, molecular function: sulfotransferase activity. The coding region runs from base 276 to 1304 and encodes 342 amino acids. The transcript has 6 exons.